AUGUUGCUUGGUCACGUCUCCGUCGCCUUCGUCGGGCUUUUACCUCUUUCCUAUGCCUUCAACCUAUGGCCUUUGGUCGAUGCUGAAGGGCUGUCUAAUGUUCUCCAGAUUCCCACUGGCUGUCUUACUGCCUUGAACGCCACCGUGACAUGCGAUCAGGACUUGUUCCAGCGCACCGUCAACGUAGAUGGUCUCUGGUGGACGCAAGAGGAUGUCAGCACACUUUGCACUUCUUCAUGUCUGAACUCUGCGCAAAAUUGGAAGGAUAAUGUAGACGAAGUGUGCGUCGGCGAGUUUAUGGUUCAGGGUGAUCGAAUGGUUGAGGUUGAAACACUCGCAGCGCGGUUCGUCGAAGGCCUUGGGCUUUCAUGCCUUCGCUCAUCGUCAGGGCAGUGGUGCUUUGUUGAGCAGCAAGAGUGGACGGGCUCAGACAUCAUCACACCUGACUGCGCUGCUAAUCCUUCAGAUCCCUGGUGUGCCAACCCAGCGAAUGUGAGCGCCGAGAACCAGCGUAUGGCUAGCCUGUACGAUGACGAGUUGCUCUGCUCUGAGUGCUUUCUCAACCUCAUGUAUAAGCGGGUAACGUCCGACUUUCUCGCUGACACUGACCAUUCGGAUUACCUCGUGAACGAGUUUCAAGAUAUCCAAGACAUAUGCCAGACGACUGUCGGAGAGCUGGCUACGAGAGUGCCGCCUCAGUACCCAUCAGCAACAAAUGGCAUCGGUUGGGAGCCUACCGAGCCUGGCAGUCCAAGCACAACACAAGCUACGGCUACUGCCACCGCCACCGCCGUACCGAAUCCGGAUCCCGACUGUGAGCUGGGUCAAUGGGUUGACAUCUUCGCUACGCGUGAAUCAACGCUCGCUGAGACUGAUUUGGAGAGGUGCAAUGAGCUAGCUGAGCUGCAUGGCAUCGCUACCGGCGACUUGAUGGUGACUACGCGUAGUUCAUCCUGCACCGUGGAGCCAGAAGGCCCAUUGGACGAUGAGGACUCGGAUGAAGGCUGGUUCUGCGGAUCACCCGCGUGUCAGCUUCUUCGGGUAAAUGAAGGGGACACUUGUGACUCCAUUGCAGCGGCAGUUUCCAAUGAUACAAAUCCCAUCACUGCCGUACGGCUCGCCACCUGGAACCCAAACGUCCUUGGGGCAUGUGACUUCCUGGUCCCAAACCAGUAUGUCUGCAUCACUCGUCGCGGUGGCUCGUGGGUAGGUCCUCCGGAGUCGGAAAUUCCCGACGAUGGCGAAGGGCCGGUUCGUGGGGGACCGGGAAGCACUCCCAGUCUCCCCAUUCUGGAAAACCCAACCUCGCCACCCGCAAAUGUGCAAGAAGGCAUCGCGCCUGGCUGCAACCGCUACGUCCAGGCCAACAGCACGAUUGCCUCGUGCUGGAAGAUCGCCAAUGAUGGCGGUAUCUCGCAAGCGCGCCUGUUCGAGCUCAACCCCGUUCUCGGCGAGUCGGGCGAGCGCUGCGAUACGCAAGUGUGGCUUGGCUACUACUACUGCGUCCGCACCACCGGCGAAGGACCGACCACAACGGCCCCGCCGGCGACGACGUCGGUGCCCACUUCGGAGCCGACGGCCGUUCCCACGCCGUCGCCAAUCCACGAAGGCACAACGCCCAACUGCAAUAAAUGGGCUGAGGCUCAAGACGGCGAUUAUUGCUGGAAGAUGGCCAACGACGCCGGCAUCGAGCUCAGCUCCUUCUACGAGUGGAACACGGUGCUGGCCAACGGCGACAGCUGCGACAUGAUCUGGCCCGGGUACUUCUACUGUAUCGGGGUGAGAUCAGAUCCACCAACUACUACCACACAAGCGCCCCCCACGAGUACUACGGCGACGGCGCCGAAACCUUCGCAGACGCAGGCGGGGAUUCCGGCAAGCUGCAAUAAAUUUGCUCAGGCCCUAUCCGGCGCCUCGUGUUGGCAGCUGGCCACCGAUAGCGGCAUUACGUUGGAGCAGUUUUGCAGCUGGAAUCCUGUUGUUGGGUCGGCGGGCGAGAACUGUGGGGCCCAGAUCUGGCCUGAGUAUUAUUACUGCGUCGGAGUCAGCGGGUGA
This is a messenger RNA of Colletotrichum aenigma, 2055 nucleotides long. Its product is annotated as LysM domain-containing protein. The coding region runs from base 1 to 2055 and encodes 684 amino acids. The transcript has 3 exons. Lineage: Eukaryota; Fungi; Ascomycota; Sordariomycetes; Glomerellales; Glomerellaceae. The record is from RefSeq and is a predicted model, not a curated record.